Dermacentor silvarum is the source of this 465-nucleotide messenger RNA. RefSeq lists its product as uncharacterized. The record is from RefSeq and is a predicted model, not a curated record. Gene Ontology annotation, molecular function: nucleic acid binding; zinc ion binding. NCBI's taxonomy places the organism in Eukaryota, Metazoa, Arthropoda, Arachnida, Ixodida, Ixodidae. Bases 5 to 415 code for a protein of 136 amino acids. The transcript is spliced from 2 exons.
CUUGAUGGCCGAAGCCGUGAGUAGUUUUCCUGCCGGUUGCUUCGAGCUAAGCCGUAGGCGCGGAGCCACACUGGGAAUGCAAGAUGGCACCUCCCGGCCGCCUUGUGGCGCAGGUUGGGGCGCCAUGGGAUUUACCUGGAGCAAGAACCUUUUCAACGGAGGCGUCUUGGCGGCUGGCGCGGACUGGUGGUGUGAGGCAACUCCGGAGAAGAAGGAGCUCACUUCCGUCUACGGGGGCGUCCGCCAUUGGGAGCGUGGCAGAUCAGCGAGUAGAACCACCGGCUGUGCAUACGUCCUGUGCAACGAAGAAGGCCACAUGAGCCGAGACUGUCCCACUACUGACUCGGGAGGACGACGACGCUGCGGAAGAGGCUGCUUCAAAUGUGGCGAGGAAGGCCACAUGAGCAGAGACUGAUGUGCGUGGGACACACCAAGAUACGGGCCGCUCCGCUUCCUGUGUGGCCA